Messenger RNA from Pomacea canaliculata, 2219 nucleotides. RefSeq lists its product as uncharacterized. The coding region runs from base 35 to 1402 and encodes 455 amino acids. The record is from RefSeq and is a predicted model, not a curated record. The transcript has 7 exons. NCBI's taxonomy places the organism in Eukaryota, Metazoa, Mollusca, Gastropoda, Architaenioglossa, Ampullariidae.
GAGAGCACCGCUGGAGGAGACCUGCUCAAGGACCAUGGAUAAUGUUCUUGUUUUCCAGUUAAUAUUUCUUUUCUUGAUUAUCUUACCUCACAGCUAUUCACAGACGACAGGUGCGCCUGUCUAUUGUUCUCAAGUGGAGAGAACGACAGUAAGUGGAGGAAGUUCCAGUCGCUCGUGUGGAUUAUCUUCAAGCAAGAGCCUCACCAGCUGGAAGCUGGAUUUGAACUCAACGUUCUUCGUCAACAGCAUUGUUGUUGAGGCCGUCUCCAACGACUCUGAUUCAGUCAGCGUAGACGUUGGGACGACUUCAUGCAACACCUUCCAAUUAAGAGAAUGUUACGUCCCGUGCUUCUCUCGUCAAGUGGUGCAAAGAGCGGGCUGCUACGUCACUAUCAAGAUCACGUGCAGCGUCCCCAACGUUAAAGGUCGAUACCUGCGCGUGCGCCAGAACAGAGUCAGUGAACUCGAGCUGUGCGGAGUAAAGGUCAUGGGGGAUAGAAAAACCAACAGAGCGCUGAAGAACUACGCACUGUGGGCAUGGUGCUGGAAUAAAAUGUACUACGGUUACUUCAGUUCCGCCAGUUACGCAGUUGAUAGAAAGCCUGAUUAUUGCGGCUACUCCAAGUCAUCCACAACGAUGCUCCAGUGGUGCCAGGUCGACUUGGGGAAGCCAAUUUUAGUAUCACAGAUUAUCAUUAUCAGCAAAGACAAAAAACUGGAGAACUUCGAUGUGGACCUGGGCCUUCAUACAUCGACAGGACGUAUAUACUACCCGUGUUUUCACUUCAGUGGCAAGGCUGGAGUUAAGACGACCUUAAACUGUACUCAGUCCAUCUGGGGUCAGUGGGUCCGAGUGUCAAUGACAGGCCAGAGCCUCGUUCUGUGCGAAGUUGAAGUAUAUGGUGACGCGGAUGCCACUACCCCAGUGUCGGAUCUUAUAUCAAACUUUACCUGGGGCUCGAUUAUCAAGUAUGAAGAAAAUGCAACCUCUCUUGAAACAUUAGAAGAAAACUCAAACUCGUCUUCAGUGUCCAAUACUACUGACGACAUCAGUGGAUCUGUAGAUAUGGUGACAGGUGGACCAAUGGAAGAAUUUGUGGAUGACGAGACCACGACUUACUGCAGCACCUGCAAUUGCCACUUUCCAGUUCCAAAGAGUCCGGAAAUUGUCCAGCAGGAAGUGAAGGAAGCACAGAAGGAGUUAAAGGUGGAGACUAAAGAGAUGAGCCAGCAGGUCCGCAAGAAGACCAGUGUCCCUGACCAGCGCCUGUCUUCUCAAGCUGUUGGACUGAUUUGUGUUGUGACCAUCUCGUCCAUCUUUACUGUCGUUGUCGCCUGCGAUGUUUGUCGUCUGUUUCAUUAUUUACUCCACAGGAAAGACGAAUCUCUCCUGACGAAGUAGGCGAGAAAAAGCGAGAGGCUUAGUCCCUUACUUGAAGAUGAUACCUUUAUAUCCGCAUCUUUGGAUUUAAUCGUUAAAUAAAUUCUAAUUGUAGAAAUCACGACUUUUCUCCAAGAAAAGUUAUAAAAGAAAUAUUUUAAAAGUAUAUAUGUGUAGUUUGAUAAAUGUUUGGAAUAUAUUACACACUGAGCAUGCACAAAAAAAUAGCACAUGCCCGUAACAGCGUUUACACUUCUUUGAUCACGUGACCAGGGUGGACUUACCAUUGACGCACAUCUUUUAACACUUGUUUUAAUUACUUUUAAUUACUUUACUACUGUACUGUUUGUAUUUUCAUAACAUGCUAAUGCAAUGGAAUAGAUAUCGAAACUCUUCUAAUGGAUACAUCAAAAGUAAAGAUCAGAUGAUUUUGACAUUUCAAGCAACACUUUCUCUGUUAAUUUAUCUAUUCUUUUUAAAGAUAAAUGUAUAAUUUGCACAUAAUAUCAGUCCUGGAAAAUAUCAAGUUUUUAGUCAGCACCUGCAAACCCUUUUGUCUCAAUGUUCUGACUUCACUCUCAUGUUAUGUGUGCUCCGAAAUAUUACUACAAUUUUAUCACUUUUUCAGCUAUUUGACAGAUGUGAUGUGUGCUUCUAAACUUCUAAACUUCUAAACAGAGUUAGUUAAGUCCUUGUUACUCUUCGAGGACUCGGUUGUGGGCAGCUUCCCUCUGUUGGGCCCAUGUGGUUCCGAUGUCCUUUGCCUCACUCUCUACUGUUGUUUUCCAAGUCUGCUUUGGUCUCCAAACUCUCCUCUUCCCCUGAGGGUUCCAGUCAA